This is a messenger RNA of Apis laboriosa (Himalayan honeybee), 2366 nucleotides long. Its product is annotated as TWiK family of potassium channels protein 18-like. Gene Ontology annotation, molecular function: potassium ion leak channel activity. Bases 1 to 1437 code for a protein of 478 amino acids. The transcript has 5 exons. Gene Ontology annotation, cellular component: membrane. Gene Ontology annotation, biological process: stabilization of membrane potential; potassium ion transmembrane transport. The record is from RefSeq and is a predicted model, not a curated record. Lineage: Eukaryota; Metazoa; Arthropoda; Insecta; Hymenoptera; Apidae.
AUGGAGAAGGAAAGGGGACAUUACAGGGCUUACGAGGGCUUCAAGCCCGCGAACAACGGCAAUACGUCGUCGUUGAAGAGGUCUGCGACGGCGACGGUGGACCGCUCGAAAACGCACCCGUCGAGGCAAGUGAGGUGCCUUUGCUUCGGCGGGGUGCCGGACAAGGCGAGCCACCACUCGUUUCUCAAGGGCUGCGUUAUAAACCUCGGCAUAUGCGCCCUCCUCGUGGCCUACACCCUGCUGGGCAGCUUCAUCUUCCUUGCCAUCGAGGGCGGCACGGACGACGCCGGGAUCCCGCCACAGCAGAGGACGCUGGCCGCCACAAUGGCGGGGAAUCAGGCCGGUGGCAGGCGGAAUACCACAGCUUGGUUGAAACAGGUCGGGCACGAGGCAAGGGCGAAGACGGUGGAGAAUAUAUGGAUAAUCACGGAGAGUUUGAAUAUCCUUUACCGGGAGAAUUGGACGAGGUUGGCCGCCCAGGAAAUCGCGCGUUUCCAGGAUCAAUUGGUGAAAAGGAUCACGGAGGACGUGAUCGCGACCCAAAACGGGGGGACGCAAGCAGGCGGCUCGGCCACGGAUCCCGUCACGGAACGACGGAUCCCGGAAUACGAGUGGAACUUCGCCAAGGCGUUUCUGUACUCUCUCACCGUGUUGACGACCAUCGGUUGCGGUAGCAUCGCGCCAAAAUCCACAUGGGGUAAGAUCGCAACGACGGGCUACGCCAGUCUCGGCAUCCCCUUAACCUUGGUCUAUUUAUCGAGCGCCGGAGGUCUUUUAUCCAGGUGCGCGAGAGGUGUGUUCACGCGUGCUCUUUGCUGCUGCCUUUGUUCAAAUUGCGGCUAUUGUUGCUACGACGAAAGACGGAUGGAGGAAAAAGAAAGACGGAUGAGAAAGAAAAGGCAGCAAGAGGAGUUGGCGCAGCAGCAACAGCAAUUGCAGUUGCAGGAACCGUUUUACGUCCGCGCGAACGCGUCAACUUUCACGAGCACAGUGGAGAUGAAGAGCAGCCCGAAGGACGAGGUGUCGAGCCUCGGUUCUGGCGACAGGCCCAACGUUACUAUACUCGCGCCGAUCAGCAUUUGCCUUGGUGCGAUGCUUUGCUACAUCGUAGCGGGCGCGUUUACUCUGCACAAGUUAGACGGCUGGUCCUUUGUGGAUGCGAGUUACUUCUGCUUCAUGAGCCUGAGCACGAUCGGGUUCGGUGAUAUGGUUCCCGGUUCCUAUCCCCGCCACACCCUUUACGAAUCGAGGAACGUGACCAUUUGGUUCUGCUCCUUCUACAUAAUGUCUGGGAUGGCGCUUACGGCGAUGUGCUUCAACAUUCUCCACGACGAGAUCGUUCACAGGCUUAGCCAUCAGACGGAGAAACAGGAAACGGUGAAGGCAAGCCCGAGCGUGGACGAGCUCUCCACCGAUCCCCUCACCCUUACCUCGUGACAAUUUCCGUCUGGCAACUUGUGCCACAGGAACGGCACCGACGAAAACGAUAUAUGCGGAACGGAACCACCGACCAGUUUGUUCGCCCACGAGAACGAGAUCAAUAUCCUCAAGGACACUUUUAAUCAGGUGGACGUAACUAGGGACUGCAAGCCGAUUUUGAAACUCGAGGAUCACGUCCCGCCGAUUCCUGGUGUUUACAUGUUGCCAAAGGUCGACGAGGAGACCGAGGAAAACACAGAAAUGUGAAACGAAAUUUUUCUCUUCGUCUCUCGGACGAGCGGAUCUUUUCUUGAUAAGAAGUAACCAAAGUAAACCUGUCCAACAGGUUUGUUCCAAAGAACCAACACGUUUUGCGUUUCCAGUUGGGAAACGCGAACGUGUUUCGAAUCGAUAGCUACUCUUCAUACAUCGUACAUAUAUAUAUAUAUAUAUUAUAAAUAGAAAAUUAAUCAUCGCAGUGAGAUAGUGUACGCUUCGACGAAUCGUGGACGAAAUUGUGGACGAAAAAAUAUUUUUUGAUUCGAUUCACGAUUAACAAUAAUUGAUUUUUAAAAAAUCGACGAAUUUUAUGUGAUUUUAUAUAUUUUUUCUUUUCUUUUUUUCUUUUUCUUUUUUUUUUUUUUUCUGUGAACAAGAACCUAUGGGAAUUCUUCGGGAUCUAAAAACGAGUUUCGUAUAAAUAUAUUCGUUCGAAGAAUAGAUGGUAUCGUUUAGCGAUCGAUGGACUGUCUUCGCGUAGAGAAGUUACCGACAGAUCUAACCGAUGCAAACAAGUAUUUAUGCGUACGAGGUACGACAUAAAUGAGACAUACUUUCGUCGUAUGCGAGGGAUGCAUCAACUUCAAAGAAAGUACGCUACUAUGUUCCGUUGGAACGUCGUUUCCAAUACAUUAACGAAACGAAUAAAUAUUUUAUAUUAUGUUUGA